CGUGUGACCGUGGUGGAAGCUUUCCUUAACACAAGACGCCGAACCCUCUCACACGAGCGGCCGCUGUUAAGAGAAAACACCGGACUGUUUUGCGGAGGAAAAAAUUCAAAAAUAAAAUAAGAGGAAACAAACUUUAAAAAAAAAAAAAAAAAAAACACUUUUUGUUUAGCAGGUGGCCCUGACGUCACACGGGGUCGCAGUACGCCCAAAAAUAACAACACCACCUCCGCGCACAAGCAAGUGCCUCCCCUGGGGGGGUUUCUAGUCCCAAAUAUACUUGCUUGCUGGGAUACAGCUUGAUGUGUGUUUGAAUCGUAACGAAAAAAAAAAACAAGCCGCGUCUUUCCUCGCAUUGCGCGUCAUUCAAACAGGACUCAGUGUACUGCUUUUCCCUCUGUUGCAUUAGUAAUAACAGCGGCGUUGACGGGAGACAGCAGGAGAGAGUGUGUGUGUGUCUCCGACAGUGGUGCCCAGCGGAGGAAUAUUUAAGCUUUUUUUAUUUACUCUGCAGCUUGUUGUUCAUUUUCUCUGCGUUAUGGUGAACUUGGACAGUCACGUGUGAAGAUCUCUGCGAGUAUAGAGGACGACGACUUCUCACCUGGUGUGUCCCUUUGACUUUUACCGUGAGGGGAAAUAUACCUGCCAUUUUUUUGUGAUAGCUGAAAUCGCUGGAUUCCUUCCACUCCUGUGACGGACAACAACAGCAAGUUCUCUCCCUAAGGGAUGAAAUAUGCGCACUCUGCGCCCAUAGAAGAAAGCAGACGACACACACUGUAAAGUCCAAAGUGGUUUUAAAUCAUGAUGAUGCAGGAGUCGGCCACAGAGACAAUAAGCAACAGUUCAAUGAGUCAAAAUGGAAUGAGCACCCUAAGCAGCAGCCAAUUAGAGGCUGGCAGUAGAGAUGGGAGAUCAAGCGCUGGUGACACGAGCAGCGAAGUAAGCACAGUCGAGCUGCUGCAUCUGCAACAACAGCAGGCCCUACAAGCAGCGAGGCAAUUACUCUUGCAGCAGCCAGGCAGUGGCCUGAAAUCUCCAAAGAGCCAGGACAAGCAGCGUCCACUGCAGGUUCCAGUGUCAGUGGCCAUGAUGAGUCCCCAGGUGAUAACGCCACAACAGAUGCAGCAGAUCCUCCAGCAGCAGGUCCUUUCCCCCCAGCAGCUCCAGGCCCUGCUCCAACAGCAGCAGGCUGUAAUGCUGCAGCAGCAACACCUGCAGGAGUUUUAUAAGAAACAACAGGAGCAGCUUCAUCUGCAGCUUCUCCAGCAACAACACCCUGGCAAGCAGGUUAAAGAGGUACGGAGAGACCAGAGACAAAGGGUCCUGGCAGCAAGCGCAGCAGCAUGGCGCCCGCGCUCGUCUUCCCAGCAGCAGCUCCAGCAGCAGCAGCACCUGCUCAACAUGCAGCGGCAGGGCCUGCUCUCGCUGCCCGGGCCCGCGCCCGGCCAAGCCGCCCUGCCUGGACAAACCCUGCCCCAGCAAGCAGGCCUCAGUCCCGCAGAGCUCCAGCAGUUGUGGAAGGACGUGACCGGAGGCGGCGGCCACGGUAUGGAAGACAACGGCAUCAAACACAGCAACAGUGGCACUGGCAGUGGCGGGGGUGGCGGUGGCGGCUUAGACCUCUCCACCAACAACUCUUCUUCAACUACCUCCUCCUCCAAUCCCGCCAAAGCAUCACCGCCCAUCUCUCACCAUUCCAUCGCCAACGGACAGUCCCCCGUCCUGAACCACAGAAGAGAGAGGGAAAGGGAACGGGAAAGGGAGCGAGAGAGUUCACUACAUGAAGAAAGUGGAGGGACCCACCCCCUGUACGGCCACGGUGUGUGUAAGUGGCCCGGCUGUGAAAACAUCUGCGAGGACUUCGGACAGUUUUUGAAGCACCUAAACAGUGAACAUGCCCUCGAUGAUCGGAGCACAGCCCAGUGUAGAGUCCAAAUGCAAGUCGUACAGCAGCUAGAAAUACAACUUUCUAAAGAACGUGAGCGUCUUCAGGCGAUGAUGGCCCACUUGCACAUGCGGCCCUCGGAACCCAAGUCAUCUCCCAAACCACUCAACUUGGUGUCCAGCGUCACCAUGUCCAAGAACUUGCCCUCAGCGUCACCCCCCAACUUACCUCAGACACCCACCACGCCCACAGCGCCGAUCACACCCAUGGCCGCCAUGCCCCAGGUACCAUCAGUACUGGGAGGAGCCAACGUCCCCAGCAUGGGAGCCAUGCGCAGACGCCACUCGGACAAAUACUCCAUGCCACUUUCGUCAGAAUGCCGUUCGCCACAACCUCAGUCUGCACAAGUGCUUUGUGCGCGUGGAGAACGUGAAGGGGGCGGUGUGGACGGUAGAUGAGGUGGAGUACCAGAAACGCAGGUCGCAGAAGAUCACAGGAAGCCCAUCACUUGUCAAGAACCUGCCCUCCAGUCUUGGCUAUGGAACUGCACUAAACGCCAGCUUACAGGCUGCCCUGGCAGAGACCUCCCUGCCUUUGCUGGGGACCCCCGGCCUCAUGAACAGCGGCUCCACAGGCCCGAUGGGCGGCAGCUGCCACGGCCUCCUGGGCGGCGACCCGUCUGGCCUGAUGGGCGGAAGUCCACCCGGACUGUUGGGCGGGAGUCCGCCGGGACUGCUGGGUGGCAGCCCCCCAGGUACGCUGAGCGGCAGCCCCCCCACCCUGAUGCAAUCCGCCCACGAGGAGCUCAACGGCUCGCUCGACCACCUGGACACCAACGGACACAGCAGCCCCGGAUACUCCCCACCAGUACACAUGCCACCUGUUCACGUGAAGGAGGAGCCACUUAACAUGGAUGACGACGACUGUCCGAUGUCACUGGUGACGACAGCCAAUCACAGUCCAGAGCUGGACGAUGACCGGGAGCUGGAGGAAGGGAACUUAUCAGAAGACCUGGAGUGACUAGGAUACAGUUUUUGGACGACGUAUCCCUUCACCCAGCCGCACUGUUUCUCUCACACAGACCUCCUGCAAGACUAGAAACCACUCCACAGUCCAAGCAACCACAGCUGACUCUCUCUUUGUCUCUCUCACCACUGGGACUAUUUAUUGCGCAUGCAUCCGGAUGGAGACUGGUCCAAAGGAACUCUUUGUUGCAGCCCUUUGGGAUCCCUAAACAUGACAGGCAUGAGAUGUCUGAUUAAAAAAAAUUAACUCUCUGAAACCUAUUUCAUUAGAGAUGGCGUGGCCACAUACAGUACAAGGAUGAUGGACUCAUGGAUGGGGGAAAAACAUGAAACAAAUGAGCAAAUCAUGUUCCGUUGAAAGCUAGCGGCCUCAUAUACUGCCAAAAAGGAAGACGUUUUAUGUUUGUGAAUAAUCCAACCCCCCAGUAGUUGUUAAUGUCUAGAGACAAUUGCUGGUUCAAUUCAAGUUGUUGCUCUGUUAUCAUUUGCACAGGAGUAGUCUCAGAAAUUUGUGUCACUGCCUGUAUGUUGCUACUAUUAUAAAAACCAGUAUAUUAUUUUUAGCUCUUUUUUUUUUUUUUUUAACCAUCGUUAAUUUCCAAAUAUGAUUUUAGACACCACCAACUGUAAAUGCCAUUCCCUGAAUCACACCAGUAACGGAACUUCGGUACCAAAACUGUUGUUGCAGCUGUCCAGAAAAAAGAAAAAAAAAGAGAAAAAAAAGAAAGGAAAAAAAGUUGGCUUCCAGUCUAUUAUCUGUUUGUGAUUAAAAGUAAAAAAAAAAAACUGGAAAUUCAGUUGGGGAAAAAAUAAUAGUUUGUGUAAAGCACCAUUUACAAAACAAAUGCAUUUCUGCAUCAUUUUCUCCUUGCUGUUCUCCUUACCUCCUCGUUCUAAAGCUUUGUCUACCUGCAAACAGUCACAGGCAACAGCUAGAAACCAAAGCCAACACUAGCAAUGGCCAAUAGCUUAUAGACAGAAGCCACCAAACUCCUCUUGGUCCGUCUUCUGUGACUUUAAACUAGUACAAAGAGAAGCUUUUGUUCCGCAAACUACCUUCGAAUAACCUCUGGGAUUGUUUCAUUUAGCCCUAUACAAAGAUGAUCACGAGUUAAGAGAGAGGGGAAAUAAAUGCUGAUUUUGAUGUGUAAUUUGAUUAACUCAUAGAACGUCCACUUUGGAGAUUUUCUGCCAGACGUACCGUAAGUAUAAAAAAGGUGAUGUGAUAUUUGAACUGCAGGCAUCUUGUGCUGGUGAUUUGACUGGUAGAGAGCAGCUAACUGUAAAAGUGGAUUAUGACCAAAACAAAACAUUUGUGUAUUCAAUGGAAGUGCAGAAACAUUGUGUUGUUGUGAAGUUUAUUUUAAGUUUUUACUCUUUGUUAUGCAUUACACAUCAAAAGUCAUUGGGGGUUUUUUUUUAAUGAUUUUUUUCUAACCUGGUGAAUAUGUAAUGUUCUAAGUGGGACUGUCAAAAUAAUGUCACGUCUUAUUUCCGUGGCGGUUUUGUUUCCGAGCCGCGUUGAAACCGAAACUGAAAACAUCGCUAACCAAACAUGAAAAAUAUCUAGUGAAGCCAAAUAAGUCAUAAUUUCAAGUUGAUAUGAAAUGAUGUGGCUUGGUUACCAUGUAAAAGCAAAUAAUAAUAGCCAUUGCAGAAGAGGAUAUCUAAGGUGAGAGUUAACCUUUUCUAGGUGAUAUUUGCUUUAAUAUGUCAUCAAAAAUACUCAUGGUGUGUUUCAUAGCUUCCAAACUAUAUAGAUACAACCGGUGUCAGCACUGGUGUACUCUGUAUAGGUAGCCAGCUUUUUAUAACACACUUGGUAUUUAUAAGAAACUAAAGAGAAGUAGUUAUUGUGGAGACCACGUCCCAUCAUUUCCCUCACAGCCAAUGUCAUCUAGAAAAGUGUUGUUGCUUUAAUGGUCAUUUCUGUUUUCAGUAAACCAAAGUUACACAAAAUUCUGCCUCCUCUUGUAUGGGAUAAAGAAAUGCUAAAAAAAAAAAAACACACACACACCCUGGCAGAGACAAGCAUACAUGUGCACGAACAGACACACACAUACAUACACACACAGGGACCCCGAGCUUUUGCCAACUUUCUCUCCAGCUGCAGAAAAUGUACGCUGUCAAAGAACCAACGAGUGGCUUUGUAUCGUGCUGUAACGAGCAAUGCGUCUGCCUGCUUUGACCAAAGUGGAAACACUGUGCUUAUGUUGUUUUCAAGUGUUGUGCCAAGCCAAGGAAUUGGCUGUAAGAGCUUAACACGCAGACACAUGCAGUACUGUACAAACACACAGCAUGUCAAGUACACACACAAAUACACACACACACAUAUACCAGUUCCACGUCAAGAGGGUACUGGGCACAGGAACAAAGCUUAUCCCUUCAAUACUUGGCUGGAGUCAGCAAAACGACUUGAAGACGACGUUCUUAAUAAUCUUAUCACACCAAAUAAAAAGGACGUGGCGUCUUUCAAAAAAAAAAAAAAAAGGGUUCUCCCACUUACCCAAAAAGGCUUUCUAAAAGCUUCUACCUCUGCACAACAAAUUCAGAACAAUUAUGACAGAUUGCACGAGUUAUUAGAAUGCCACAAGAGCUGUUACACUUUACUACGCUUGUCUCAUAGGACGUGGCUCAAACCAACGUUUACAUUCCCUGCGUCAAGAUAUGGAAGAUUUGCAUUGUAAUAGGUUGUCCUCAAACAUUUGUAGAAUGAUAAUGUAUAGAUUACCUGUAAGGGAAUAUUGUGUUUUAAAAAUGCAUGUCUAAAAAUCAUUUGGUGGACUGGAAACAAGAACCAAUAAAAAGAAUAUAAUAAAAAUCAUCGGGACGAUGGCCUAAAUGUACGUACAAUGCAUAGGAGUGCAUUACCUCAGAUAUACUGUUUUGGGAGGGAUAAAACCUGUCAGCCACAGAAUGCAUAUUACCUGUAGAUUUGCAUGGGUUUUGUAUAAAUUAAGUAAAAAAAUGUCUAAAAUAGUUGCUUGCACAUAAUACCAGAAAGACCUCCAGAACUGCGAUCUGCUCCUCCACUAGAUUUUAGGAUUGUCUGGAUUUUCUGGGUUGAUUUUGUCUGUAUUUUGAUAACUGUGCAUACUUAUGUAAAAAAAUGUUGGUGGACCCAUAAAUUUACCAGACUUUUUUCUAAGAGGAAAAAAAAAUCUCAGUGUUUCUUUUCUGACUUACCUGAAUUUUUACUGUUUCUCUCUCAUUGCUCGCUAAGAAUAGCAAACCUGCUUUUUCUGCAUCUGCUUUGCGUAGCUGUAAGGCUUAACCUAAUGUGUGUAUUUAUUGCUUGUACCUCUGUGCAUACUUUAUGAAGCAUUAUGUCUGGCAGUUGAGUCAUGUAUCCUUUCUACUGCUAUCCUUCUCUAAUAAUUGGGAAUAUGAUCCCCCUAUGUAUACAGUAAAUUGGGACUGUAGCAAACAUAUGUUUAUGUAAUUGGUGAAAACUUUUUUCGUUUGUUUCAUUUCCUUUUGAUCGAGAUUCAACUACUUUUUUUGAUACUUUUCAUUACUGUGUACUGUGUCCAUACGUUAAAGGUUCUCUGACAUUAGAAGGUCAUGGUUGAGAAUUGUAACAGACGUUAUUAUUUUCUGUAUUCAUGGCAUUUCACUGCUGAAUAAAAUAAAGGACCAAAACUUGGAAUUUGAAAA
Messenger RNA from Morone saxatilis (striped sea-bass), 6564 nucleotides. RefSeq names its product forkhead box P2 (gene foxp2). Gene Ontology annotation, biological process: regulation of transcription by RNA polymerase II. Lineage: Eukaryota; Metazoa; Chordata; Actinopteri; Moronidae. Gene Ontology annotation, cellular component: nucleus. Gene Ontology annotation, molecular function: DNA-binding transcription repressor activity, RNA polymerase II-specific; RNA polymerase II cis-regulatory region sequence-specific DNA binding. The record is from RefSeq and is a predicted model, not a curated record.